AUGUUUCAUUUGGUUAGGGGAUUGUAUAAUAAUUGGAAUAAAAAAGAAUAUUAUUCUAUUUUGAUUUUAGGAUUAGACAAUGCAGGUAAGACAACAUAUCUAGAGACAUUAAAAAAGGAAUUCUCUUUGCCAUCCAAAAGUUUGGAAAAGAUUGCUCCAACUGUGGGUCAAAAUGUUGCUCAAAUUCCAAUGGAUGACAAAGGCUGUGUACUUAAGUUUUGGGAUGUUGGUGGCCAAGAAUCUUUAAGGUCAAUGUGGUCAGAAUAUUAUCACCAAUGCCAUGGUAUAAUAUUUGUUGUUGACAGUACAGAUAGAUCUCGUAUAGAUGAAUGGAGUGAAGUCUUAAGGUCGAUCAUUAUGGAUGAAGAAGUUGAAGGUGUACCUGUUUUAAUGCUAGCUAACAAACAAGAUAAAUCAGAUACUAUGGAAAUCCAAGAUAUUAAGCAGAUAUUUAACAAAAUUGCAGAACAUCUAAGUGCUAGAGAUAGUCGUGUAUUACCAGUCAGUGCACUGACUGGAGAUGGUGUAAAAGAAUCAACUGAAUGGAUGAUCGUUCGUUUGAAAAGGAAUAUUGAAAGUAGACCUCCAAUUUAUAAAUGA
Messenger RNA from Vanderwaltozyma polyspora DSM 70294, 600 nucleotides. It is a transcript of the gene ARL3, whose product is annotated as Arf family GTPase ARL3. Gene Ontology annotation, cellular component: Golgi apparatus. The transcript has a single exon. Gene Ontology annotation, biological process: protein localization to organelle; intracellular protein transport; Golgi to plasma membrane protein transport. The record is from RefSeq and is a predicted model, not a curated record. Bases 1 to 600 code for a protein of 199 amino acids. Gene Ontology annotation, molecular function: GTP binding; GTPase activity. NCBI's taxonomy places the organism in Eukaryota, Fungi, Ascomycota, Saccharomycetes, Saccharomycetales, Saccharomycetaceae.